Peronospora matthiolae is the source of this 786-nucleotide messenger RNA. The record is from the annotation of a GenBank genome assembly. Lineage: Eukaryota; Oomycota; Peronosporomycetes; Peronosporales; Peronosporaceae.
AUGUCAAAAGUUGACGACUGCAUCGAGGACGAGGUGCCUGCAGUACGAAGUGCCAGCACGUUUGACACCUCCUCAACGUCGAUCGAUACUAGCAGUAGCAGUAGCCGUAAAACUCGCCAAAAGCUCAUGAGGUUCGAGCCAUCGAGUUGCUCACUAGCAUCGGAGAUUAUCCUCUUGCGGGAGCUCAAACUCGUACCGGUGAAGCUGUACCCGUUGCAGCUCUCUCGAGCAAUGCACGUCCGUCUCUUCUUGUCGCGCAUCGAGUGGAUCGCCAUCCACGAGGUCCUCGAGCGUGACGAAGGGGUUGUGUACUACGUCCUGAACGUGUACCAGAAAUGCCAGCAAAAGGGACUACCAGCUACUGCUGCUCGCAACCGAUCGACAAGACAAGUUCGGUCGUACAAGACCUUACCGGAUUCCGAGCCGGAGACUCGACGUCCGGACUACCAGAUUGAACAGCGCUACUCGAGCUUUGCCAGACUGCGGUCGAACGUAGCAAGUGCAGCACGGAAAUACCAUCCCAAGUGUCGAGUGUGUACGUACUGCGUCAGUGUCCUGGACUUCCUGCACACUUCGCCAUCGAGACCCAAUCUCAAGGUCAAGUUUACAACGCAACCUGACGAGCGGAAGGCUAUCCUGAGCUCGUUUAUUAACCAACUGGUGCAAGUCGUACGUGACGACUACUUGUCGUGUCCUCGGACGUUAAAGCGGGGUUUCCACGUGAUUCCAGCCCUUGUCCAGCGGUUUCUAGCGGAACAAACUGGUGAGUCGUACUUCUACUCUUGA